UCCAACUCUGCCCUAAUAGAAUUCCUUUGGUAGCUUUGGCGAUAUUGACGAAGAGCGAAACUGUGAUCUCCUAUCGGUCUCUCGCAAGCGCGAUCAGUGACAGCGAUAAUGAGAAUGCGGACAUUGGGAGUGAGGAAGUUGGCAGCGAAGAAGAGCCAAGUGAAGAAGAAGAAGAUGAGGAAGAUCCAGAUGAGGAUGAGCCACAGGAAGUAGAUUCAAAUGCCGAGGCAAAUGAUGAAGAUUCUUGUGGAGCAAAAGAAGAAAACUUAAUUGAGCAGGAACUGGAUGAAGCUGCUUCAUGUGAGGUAGAACCAGACGAAGAAUUAGUUGAAGAACCUUGUGAAGAAGAACCAGAUGAAGAACCUUGUGAAGGAGAACCAGAUGAUGAAGCUUGUGAAGAAGAACCGGAUGAAGAAAUUGUUGAAGAAGAACCAGUUGAAGAAGAGCCAGAUGAAGAAGAACCAGAUGAGGAACUUGAUGAGGAUCCUGAGGAGGAGCUUUCAGAUGAGGAACCUACUUGUGGAUCUUCGGUUAACCAAUCUUAUGACAAAAACAAUAACUCUGCCCAAUUUAGCUUGGGCAAGAUGAAUAUGUCAUCUAAUAUCACAUCUUGUGCGGGAAGACCUUCUGAGCUAUCUUGCAUUAAGAAUUCAUCUGGUAAUGCUAUUGUUCCGGAGAAACUGCCAGCUAAUGAAAUUACUGGCAAAAAGAGGCGUCGUAGAUGGGAUAUUUCUGAGAAUGAAGUAAAAGAACAAGCAGAAACAGGAAAGUUUGGACAAUCGAGAGAAUCAGAAAAGAGGAAGACUCGGCGGUCAAGAUGGUCCAGUGAGGAUUCACAACACAGCUGGGCAUUGACUCCAAAUCAUCCUGGCGGUAAUGAUCUAGAAACUCCAAAAUUGCUUGCUCAGCUUUUUGAGUUAACAAAAAAGCUGCAGUCUGGAAUAGUCGAUGAUCGACUAGAGAGCGAAAGGUCUCCGUCUCCACCACCUCUUUACAACAACCUGGGGUUUCAAAUAAAUACGAGGGAGGCCAGGCUUCGUUCCAAACUUAUGAAACAGAGGCAAGAAAUUAUUAAAGAUUUAAUGAAGAGUAAUCCAAAUUUUAAACCACCACCGGACUACAAGACCAAUAAGUUGCGCAAGAAAGUCUACAUACCUGUAAGAGAAAAUCCUGGAUACAAUUUCAUAGGCCUCAUUCUUGGGCCUCGUGGAAAGACACAGAAGCAAAUGGAAGAGGAGACGGGGGCUAAAAUUGUGCUGCGUGGUAAAGGUUCUUCAGAACAAAAACCGAAGAAUAAAUGUGAUUCUUCUGAUGACGAGGACUUACAUGUCCUGAUAGAGGCCGAUGACAGGUAUUCUUUGGAUGCCGCUGUGAGUAUAGUAGAGAAGCUUUUGAUUCCUGUGGAAGAUGGGCAUAAUGUUCACAAGCUUAAACAGCUAAGAGAGCUUGCUGAGCUUAAUGGAACACUGAGAAAUACGAAUACAAGUAGUUCGAGGAAGUUUGAUCCCUGCAAUGUUUGUGGUGAUAAAGGCCAUCCUACCGUUGCUUGCCCUUUGACAGCUCCGAGUUCGGGAGCCAACUCAAAAGGUCAGAAAGUGAACUUCUUUGCUGAGAUGGGAGGGGGAGUUUCGCCCUUCAGUAGCCAACCACCUCUUGUACAAACCAUUCCUCCAGCGACCAAUUUUGCACCAUAUGUCAGCAAUCGAAGGAAAGAGAUUGAUGAUGCAAAUCUAUUCGUUGGUCAACUUCCACCAUCUGUGGAUAAUACCAAGAUGAGGGAACUGUUUACCCCUUUUGGACUCCUUUGUGAAGCGAAAGUGAUUAGGGACAAGAUCACAGGUUUAAGCAAAGGAUAUGGUUUUGUUAAGUAUGCCGACCAUGUCGAUGCUGCUAAAGCUGUGGCAAAUAUGAAUGGGUGCAAGAUUGAGGGAAAGACGCUAGUUGUUCGGAUAGCAGGCAUUGAACCACUGCCUUCACAGAAUAGUUCGGUAUCCAGAGGACUUUUAAGCCAACUUCCAACUCAUUCAGGAUCUGCAGCUAUUGCUCCGGAAAAUCCUGAUCCUAUGCAUUGGCCAGGUCCUCCGGAAUCAAGGUUACCAGAAAGUCUUCCUUCUUUUUCAAACAACAGCGGCUUGCCAAUUCUUAGUAGUCCUUUUAAUGGACAAUAUUUGGCAUCUCUUCCACCUCCGCAACAAACACUAGCAACAACAUCUCAUUUUUCAAGUCUUCCUUUUUCAAACAUCAACAGCUUGCCAACACAUAAUAGUUCCUUUAACGGACAAUUUUUGACAUCUCUUGCCCCCUCACAUCAAACACAAACAUCAACCUCUCAUUUUUCUGGUGGUUUUGCAACACCGGAAGAAGAACUUCUUCAUUUUCCAGGAUAUCUGAAGAGCUUUGACCCUCCACCUCCAAUGCCUUCAACCAGUUUGGGCUCUUCUCAGUUUCAUUUCCCUCAAAACUUUGGUAGCUAUCAGAUGCCUCCAUCUUGAUAUUUUGUUAUGUGAUCCCAGAGCAGGUAUUCAGCAGUGGCAAUUAUUAUGUUAGAUUGUGGUUGCUUGACUAAGAGUAAGAGACCAUAAGUGUUACGUAAUUCGGUUGUACAGAAAAAAGAGAGGCAGUUUGGACUGAGAAAUUGGAUUGUGGUUAGUGGGUGAGUCUAGAUAUAUUGAUCCCUCUGCACUAUCCUACUGUACCCUUCUUCAUAUUAUUUGAAGCACUCACCAACUGUGAUUGUGGAAUUUGCUCUGUUCUACUGAAAUGCGAAAAGAGAUUGCUAUUGUAAAUGAUUGGAAUGAAUUGUCGCUACCAAUGUACAAGUUGACCAUCCAGCAGGAGAUAACUGGAAGAUAUUGGAUAAUUAUAAGUCGUUGAUUACCUUGAAUCCCCAAUCCGUGAUACUGGCUAUCUGUAUUUAUGUCUUGAUGCCCUGUUAACUCAUUCUCUCGUUGGUUAUAUUCGCAAUGAGUAAGUUGAAAACAGUACAGCAAAGGUUUCUGAAGAGUUGGUCCUUCUAAAGCGCAUUAUGGUGCUUUGAGGUAACAAUGAAGUAAUGCAAAGGAGGUGUAGCUGAACUUGAACUGUGAAUACUCCCAGAACGGUCAUCUCAGCUGUGCAACAGUGAUUAGAAGGGGUGACUCCAAAAAGAAAAAAGAAAAAAGGAGGCAGUGAUUAGAAGAGGAUUGGGAUUACAGUUAACCCAAAAUGAAAGGGAUAGGAAGUCUGUUCGCAUGUAGGAUGUUAGUAGAGGAUUUGUAUUGGCAUGGUUCUUUAACUGAUCUGGAAUCUUACAUGAGUUUAUUUCUUCCUGUUGUCUUACUAUACAGAGAAAAGAUGUUUCUUUUUUUAUUUUUCCAUUUUUUAUCAUGUAGAGAGGGCAUGUGCGUACACUGAUAAUGGUUGACGGAGGUGGAGCUUAGGGUGUAUCUGUAUAAUGUAUUGGGUCAAUUUUCUAUCCCUCAAAUAAAUGUUUUAUUGCUGCUUCAUUCA
Molecule: messenger RNA, 3489 nt
Organism: Asparagus officinalis (garden asparagus)
Lineage: Eukaryota; Viridiplantae; Streptophyta; Magnoliopsida; Asparagales; Asparagaceae
Product: branchpoint-bridging protein-like
Exons: 2
Coding region: 585-2492 (635 amino acids)
Biological process (GO): regulation of mRNA splicing, via spliceosome
Cellular component (GO): nucleus
Molecular function (GO): mRNA binding
Source: RefSeq, a predicted model, not a curated record